AAUUGUAACUUGGCAACCCUAGUAGUCAUCAGGUUUUAGUGUUUAUUUGUGACCAAUAUUAUGUUGUGUUGCGGAAGAAGGUUGAUAUAUCCUUUAGUCCAGUUAAAUGGCCGUCGAGGAUAUACUCACAAUGUACAACCCGUUAAAAUGGCCUACAACGUUUUCCAGGGUACCAAUACAGAUGACUCACGGCCCCCAUUGAUUAUAAUGCAUGGACUUUUUGGGCUGAAGCAAAAUUGGAGAGCAGUUGGUCGAGCUUUGGAGGCAAAGACAAAUCGUAAAAUUAUAACUGUGGACGCCCGCAAUCAUGGUGAUUCUCCACAUACAGGCGAACACAGCUCCAUCGAGAUGGCUGCAGACGUAGUUCAUCUUAUGCAACAGCUGAAUAUCGAUAAAGCAUCUAUAAUGGGACAUAGUAUGGGUGGCAGAACCAUGAUGUACAUGGCGUUGAAAUAUCCCGAACUGGUUGAAAGUGGCAUCAUUGUUGACAUAUCACCUUUGGAGCUUCCCAGAGACUUUGAGGCAAUGGAACAAAUAUUUGGGGCAAUGAAAAACUUACGAGUCCCAUCAGAACUCUCAAUGGCCGAAGGACGCAAAUAUGCUGAAGUCGAAAUGAAGAAAGCAAUACCCUCCAACGAGACUGUCGAUUUUAUUCUUCUCAAUUUGAGAAAAAACCCGGACGGAACAUUCAAGUGGGCGGCAAAUGUCGACUCACUCUACAAUAACUUAAGAUUGUUUUCGGAAUUCACAAAUCACAUUGCCGGUUUGCAACCUUACGUGGGACCCAUGAUGUUUAUAUGUGGCAACAAAUCAAAUUUUGUACACCCUGAUAGUUGGCCACAGAUACAGAAAAUAUUUCCUAAUUCCAAUAUUCAUUGGCUGGAUGCAGGUCACCUGGUGCAUUUUGAGCAACCCGCAAAAUUUGUUGAAUUACUAGUGAAUUUUUUAAAAUAAUAGCCAAUAACCAAGGAUACAUUGGUCAGUAUCAAGGUCUGCCAUCGCUCAUUAAAAUAAAAUAGGCAACAAAAAUUGCAAAAGUAAGACUGCAACAGGGUGUGUUUUAUUAACAAUUCGGUUUAGAUUUGUUCGAAUGAGUUGAUAAAAUGAGUUGUUUUGGAUUUAAUAUUUGAUACUCGUAAGACCAAUGUUAUAGUUUUAUUCAUUUAAGCACAACAACAAUAGGUCCUUUAUUCCAGAGUUAUUAUGUUUAUAGUUAGAAAAUAUAAAUAAACCACUUUUCAAGCAACA
Stomoxys calcitrans (stable fly) is the source of this 1248-nucleotide messenger RNA. RefSeq names its product protein ABHD11. Lineage: Eukaryota; Metazoa; Arthropoda; Insecta; Diptera; Muscidae. The transcript has a single exon. The record is from RefSeq and is a predicted model, not a curated record. Bases 61 to 954 code for a protein of 297 amino acids. Gene Ontology annotation, cellular component: mitochondrion.